Molecule: messenger RNA, 4853 nt
Organism: Octopus sinensis (East Asian common octopus)
Lineage: Eukaryota; Metazoa; Mollusca; Cephalopoda; Octopoda; Octopodidae
Product: FACT complex subunit SPT16
Exons: 26
Coding region: 802-4029 (1075 amino acids)
Biological process (GO): positive regulation of transcription elongation by RNA polymerase II; transcription elongation by RNA polymerase II
Cellular component (GO): FACT complex
Molecular function (GO): nucleosome binding
Source: RefSeq, a predicted model, not a curated record
UUUGAAAAUGACUCGCCUGCGACUCGACCCGUCACGGAAGGUGGAAUCCAUUCCGCACUGGUUCCCUUGGGUCGUGGGUGUUUGAAAUAAAAGAAGGACCAUCAGCCCCUACAUUGCAAUAUCAACAUCGUCAAAGUGUUACAGGGGUCAGACACAUAUUUAUGUACCCUGUAUUUGUUUCUUGUUUUGGGACAAGAUAAAGCAAUUCUGGGAAGUGGUAAAAUCGAUUAUAUCGAUCUCAGAACUCAACUGGUAUUCGUUUUAUCGACCCCUGAAGGGAUGAAAGGCAUAGCCGACCUCGGCUGCAUUUGAACUCAGAAUGUAAAGAACCGGAAGCGAUGCCGCUGAGCAAUUUUGUGCGGCGCGGUAACGAUUUUGUUGGCUUGCCGCCUUACAAAAACUUAAUAAGAAACAAGGAAAAUUUUAUAACAACUGUGUUUUAAAGUUAAAUUAACAAUUGUUCCGAGUCUAAUGUACUUCAUUUCACAACUUAGGAGAUAAAAAAGUGAUAAAAUGAUGAAAUAAAAGAAAGAAAGCAAAAAAAAAAUGUGGUUGGCAUUGGGGACAAGAAGGAACAGGAAGAGAACUCUCCUGUGUUGUGAGAUAGAGAACUAAACAACACAAUCAGGCGUGAGCAGAGUAAACUCGCGCCAUUUUCCCCCCUUGUGCGGCAGUUCACUGCCUGCUGCCCUGCUUUUUUGCCCCCGUCGCCUUUUUUUUCCUGUAUAUAUCUUACUUAAACCUCUUUGAAGUUUUUUUUUUCUCUCUAUCUGCUUUGGAAAAAUAACACCAGCUUAAAUAAUGGCUAACCUCAAAGUGGAUAAAGAUGCUUUUUUCAGACGUAUGAAGAAAUUUUACAAUGCUUGGGAGAGUGCUUCAUCUGAAGAUUCUCUAUCUAAAAUUGAUGUCCUUAUUACAGCAGUUGGAGUUGAUGAAGAAGUUGUCUACUCCAAGUCAACUGCCUUGCAGACAUGGCUCUUUGGUUACGAACUCACAGAUACAGUGAUGGUGCUGUGUGAGAAGAACAUUUACUUCUUGGCCAGUAAAAAAAAGAUUGAAUUCCUGAAGCAAGUUGAUACCUCAAAAGAAAAUGACCAAGGCAUUCCUUCCAUCAAACUCUUUACAAGGGAUAAGGUGGACAAGGAUAAAGGCAAUUUUCAAAAACUUGUUGAUGCCAUCAAACAAAGUAAGAAAGGUAAAACUAUUGGUGAAUUCAUAAAAGACAAGUUUCCAGGAGAUUUCAUGGAUGGUUGGAGAGCAGCUCUGAAAGCAGAAGAUUUCACAAAGGUUGAUAUUAGCAGUUCGUUAGCACUUAUAAUGGCCACCAAAGAAGAAAGUGAAAUAAAAACCAUACAGCGAGCAUGUCAGGUUACCUGUGAUGUCUUUAACAAGUUUUUGAAAGAGCAAAUCAUGGAAAUUAUUGAUGCAGAAAAGAAAGUGAAGCACUCCAAAUUAGCUGAUGGUGUGGAAUCGGCUCUGCAGAAUAAAAAGUAUGUGUCUGGAGUGGAUACAUCACAAUUAGACAUGUGUUACCCUGCUAUUAUUCAGAGUGGAGGAAAAUAUAGCCUGAAAUUCAGCACAGUCAGCGAUGACGAACACAUGAAAUUUGAUUCCAUUAUCUGUGCAUUAGGCGCAAGAUACAAGUCCUAUUGCUCCAACAUUGUACGGACACUCCUCGUGGAUCCCCCUGAAGCUCUACAAAAAGAUUAUGAAUUCUUGUUGAAAUUGGAAGAAGAAAUCUUGACCAAGUUACAACAUGGUACCAGAGUUGACACAAUUUACAAUGAAAUUCUGGAAAUGGUUAAAAAAGAGCGUCCUGAACUCGCUAGUAAACUUACGCGGAAUUUGGGCUUUGUCACUGGCAUUGAAUUUCGAGAAGGGUCGAUGUUGAUUACCAGCAAAACUGGCAUAACAGCCAAAAAAGGUAUGGUGUUCAAUAUUAGUGUCGGCUUUUCUGAUCUGCCCAACGGAAAUUCUACAACGGCUCUCUUCAUUGGUGACACAGUGAUGGUCAAUGAAGGUCCAGCCACAUUGUUGACCACCUUGAAGAAGAAGAUCAAGCACAUUGGUAUAUUUUUAAAGGAAGAAGAUGAAGAAGAAGAGGAAGAAGAGCAGGAUCAAGAACCAAUAUUGCUUGGCCGUGGGCAAAGGAAUGCUAUACUAGACAGCCGAACCCGAACUGAUAUGACAGCUGAAGAAAAACGACAAAAUCACCAAAAGGAAUUGUCACAGAAGAUUAACGAAGAAGCACGAGAGAGAUUAAAAGGAAUGAAGCAAAGUGGAGAAGAUAAGAAAGUCCGCAAGUCCAAUAUAUCGUAUAAAAACCACACGUCCAUGCCUCAAGAGCCUGAAGUAAAAGGACUGAAAAUAUAUGUGGAUAAAAAAUACGAAACUGUUAUCCUGCCCAUAUUUGGGAUUCCAACACCUUUCCACAUAUCCACCAUCAAGAAUAUCAGCCAGUCCAUUGAAGGAGAUUACACAUAUCUCCGUAUCAAUUUCUUUCAUCCGGGAUCAGCCCUUGGCAGAAAUGACGGUAAUGUUUUCCCCAACCCAGAAGCCACUUUCCUCAAAGAAAUAACAUACCGAAGUUCCAACACAAAAGAACCAGGAGAAAUCUUACCUCCAUCAUCAAAUUUAAAUACAGCCUUCAGGUUGAUCAAAGAAGUUCAAAAAAAAUUUAAAACCAGAGAGGCGGAAGAACGUGAAAAAGAGGGAAUUGUUAAACAAGAUGUACUAGUAGUGGCUCCUAACAGAGGAAAUCCUAAAUUUAAAGAUCUAUAUAUACGACCAAACAUAGUUUCAAAAAGAAUUUCAGGAACGCUCGAAGCCCACACAAACGGAUUCCGUUUCACUUCAAUACGUGGUGAUAAAGUUGAUAUUCUCUACAAUAACAUAAAACAUGCAUUCUUUCAACCCUGCGAUGGUGAAAUGAUCAUUUUGUUACACUUUCACUUAAAGCAUGCCAUUCUAUUUGGCAAGAAGAAACACAUAGAUGUGCAGUUCUACACAGAAGUUGGUGAGAUCACUACAGAUUUAGGUAAACAUCAACACAUGCAUGAUCGAGACGACUUACGAGCUGAACAGGCUGAACGAGAACUUCGAAAUAAACUAAAAUCUGCAUUUAAAACAUUCUGUGAAAAAGUCGAAAGCAUCACAAAACAAGAAGUUGAAUUUGACACUCCUUUUAGAGAGCUUGGCUUUCACGGGGCACCAUUUAGAAGUACUGUACUUCUGCAGCCAACCAGUGGCUGUUUAGUGAACCUCACUGACUGGCCUCCAUUUGUGGUGUCUCUUGAUGAAGUAGAACUUGUUCAUUUUGAACGUGUACAAUUCCAUUUGAAGAAUUUCGAUAUGGUAUUUGUUUUUAAAGACUACAGUCAUAAAGUGGCCAUGGUCAAUGCUGUCCCAAUGAACAUGCUGGAUCAUGUCAAAGAAUGGCUAAAUUCCUGUGAUAUUCGAUACACUGAAGGUAUUCAGAGUUUGAACUGGACUAAAAUCAUGAAAACAAUUACUGAUGAUCCUGAGGGCUUCUUUGACAAUGGGGGCUGGAGUUUCCUGGACCCUGAGAGUGAAGACGAGCAUGACGAUGACGACGAGGAAGAUGAUGAUGCUUAUGUUCCUAGUAAUGACUCUGGCGGCGAGGAAGCCAGUAGUGAAGAGGACAGCGAAGAGAGCAACUGGGAAGAUGAAGAAGAAUCAGAUUAUGAAGACGAUCUUGGUUCAAGCGAAGAGAGCGGUAAAGAUUGGGACGAACUGGAAGAAGAAGCACGACGAGCUGACUACGAGCGUAACCAGGAGGAGGAGAGGGAUCAGAGGACGCUCCCAACGCAUGGCACGAAGCGGAAACGCGAGAGCAGCAGCGGAGGAGGAGGAGGAGGAGGAGGUAGCCGCAACAGACGCAGCAGCAGCGGAGGAGGAGGCGGCAGCCGCAGCGGAGGAGGAGGCGGCAGCCGCAGCGGAGGAGGAGGUGGGGGAGGAGGCGGCAGCCGCAGCAAGCACUCGAAGAAGUCGAAGAAAUCCAGAAAAUAAAGAGAGCGGAGGUGCGUGCUGGUUUCGGUCGUCCUGGUGGCACGGUCGGCGGGGUUUUGCGGACGGGUGAGUGAGUGAGUGCCACCACUCGCCCUGUGCGAGUGGGGGGCUUAACUCAGAUGUCGUAAUCACAAUGGGUGUUGCUCACCACUCCAACUCAUACCAUCUCCAUGACUACCGCCACCACCACCACUACCACUACCACACUUGUAAACCACCACCACUGCUAUUAAUACUACCACAACCACCACCACCACCACCACCACUACUACUACUACUACCACCACAAGUACAGUAACUAUCACUAAAGUUAUUACCAUCACUACUACUACUAUUAUUGAUACUACUACUACUACAACUACUAAUACAGGUCCUACUGUGCAGGACAUCUAUCCAUCCCCUUUUACCUGACCAUCCCUCCUGAUGUAUCAAAACCCACUUCUGAGAUCCCAUUCGACACAUUUUCCACAUAACUAUGUUUGUCAUGGCAUCACACAUACAUACACACACACACACAUCUAUAUGCUCCCCCCCCCCCUCCACCUUCUGCUACCUCCCUCUCAUGCAUAUAUAUAUAUACAUACAUAUAUAUACAUACAUACACGCACACAGACAUGUAACAGUUUGCUGUAAAAGAACUGGUCCUUAUUUUGUGGCCCAACCCCCCUUUUGGAUUGUCGAGGAAAAGUUGCAACAAUGCAAAAGAAUGAACGAGAGAGAGAAAGAAAGAAAGAGAGAGAGAGAGAGAGAGAGUGAGAUAGAAUUAUUGGAGCUAACAAACAAACAAACAAAAUAUGUAACUAAAAAAAAAAAAGAAUUAAAAA